Messenger RNA from Aspergillus pseudoviridinutans, 534 nucleotides. RefSeq names its product Zn(II)2Cys6 transcription factor domain-containing protein. Gene Ontology annotation, molecular function: DNA-binding transcription factor activity, RNA polymerase II-specific; zinc ion binding. The coding region runs from base 1 to 534 and encodes 177 amino acids. Gene Ontology annotation, biological process: regulation of DNA-templated transcription. The record is from RefSeq and is a predicted model, not a curated record. The transcript has 2 exons. Lineage: Eukaryota; Fungi; Ascomycota; Eurotiomycetes; Eurotiales; Aspergillaceae.
AUGUCGGAUCCCUUCAAGGUCCGUUCAUUGGCUCCAGCAAUGAGCUCAGAUGGCCAAACAUUGACGGCGAAACGCACGUUGGGAUCAAUUCGAACUCGUCGUAACGCGUCCUUGUCAUGUUCGGCGUGCAGGCAUCGGAAAACAAAAUGUCAGGGCGGACCUCCAUGCGAAAACUGCGUGAAAUACCAGACGGAAUGUCUGAGAGAGGAAGACAAAGAUGGUCGCCGGCAGACAUCCCUGAAGCGAAAGCUUACCGAACUUGAACAGGACCGCGAUCUUCUCGUGCGCCUACUCGACAUCAUUCGCGACGAUGAGGACGUAAAAGUCUCUCAACUCCUCAAUCUCAUUCGCAGCAAUGCUCCGCCGGAUGAGAUUCGACCUUCGGUCGCAGAUGGAAGACAGCGGUCGAAACGCAGAAACCGCCCCGAUACUGGCCAGGUUGUACACAAGGACAUUUCAUCUGCGCAUGACGCUAUUGAAACGCGGCCUUACCGCAACGUAAUGGCAAUAAGGACCCUCUGUGACACCCCAUAG